GGAGAGAGCUGGAAAAUUGGUGGUUAGAAGGAUUGAUAAAAUGGGGGUCGAGGUUCUGAUUGGCUAAAUUCGUUACAAUCGCAACGAUGGGGGGUCUGCCUAUUUUGCGCGACCUGCCCCCCCCUGCAUAACCUGCCUAAUCUGGGUUAUGUCCCAGUGGCGGCUAUCGUCUUCCGUAGUUUGGCCUGGUCGACCCCUGAUUUGACAAUCUCCUCAUGGUCUUCAUCUAACCGUCAUGGUACCUGCAUUUCCACUCUCCGCGUGUAACAGUCGUGAUGUCAAGCUCUUCGGGUGCCAGUUUUGUCUCCUAGAUCCGACCAACUGCAUCACCACCCCCAACUGCACCCGCCCCUUCCUCGAGUCGCUCACCUCGGCCUACCUCGCCGCCCAACGCGCCGGCGACCCCUCUCUCCUCACCACCAUCGCCAGCCCAGGCCCCAACCUCAUCUACCUCGAAAACAACCUCGCUACCCCACUCACCACCUCCACCCUCGCCACCCCCCUGCGCAUCGACUUCGCGCGCACCAUCCACGACCCCGACCAGUGCGCCGCUUUCGCAGAGGUCAUCGCCGCGACGGAUGAGCGGCCGCAUGUUAUUCAUACCCGCUUCGUGCUGGCGCUCAACGAUGGUGUUGUGGAUGGGAAUGGGGCGCGGUUAGAGCUGCAGCUCGUGGAGUCGGUGGUGACGAACGCGGGUGACUGGCUGUUUAAUGCGACGGGGACUUUGGAGCUGAAUGCUGGUGAGGGGGAGGGGGCGUGGGGGGAGAUUCCGGAGGGGGAGCGGGCGGCGGAGCGCGGGGCGGUGCAGGCGCUGGGGGAUGCGUAUUUCGAUCGGUUUGGGGAUGUGAGUGUGGUGGUGCCGUGGGCGGCGGAGCCGUGUUAUAGGCUGGAAGGGGGGUUGCCGGCGCGCGGGGAGGUGGUGGAGGGGGAGUGUGUGAUGGUGUGGCCGAGCACGAUCGUGGUGCCGUAUCGGAGGUAUGUGGUGGAUGUGGUGCUCGGCGCGGUGAGUGUGUUUGUGGGGUUUCCGGGACUGGACCGUACGCAGGGCCAGGCGGCGAUGCCGGAUAGUCAUUUGUUUCGGGUGGAGGGGGGGAAGAUUAAGUUCUGUCAUACGGCGUCGGCUUGUGUGGUGGAUGGGUGCGGGCUGAACGGGACGACAUUUGGGAAGAGGGGGCUGAGGCCUGUUAGGUUGAGGGUUUGA
Messenger RNA from Chaetomium fimeti, 1201 nucleotides. RefSeq lists its product as uncharacterized. Bases 236 to 1201 code for a protein of 321 amino acids. The transcript is spliced from 2 exons. The record is from RefSeq and is a predicted model, not a curated record. Lineage: Eukaryota; Fungi; Ascomycota; Sordariomycetes; Sordariales; Chaetomiaceae.